AAGAAAUACCAGUUAUCGGCAGUCCUCUCCUCCCGCUGACAGCACAGGGGACAUCUGCACUGAUCAUCAAUGCCACAUACCAGUGCACAUCAAUGCCACAUAUCAGUGUCUACCAGUGCACAUCAAUGCCACAUAUCAGUGUCUACCAGUGCACAUCAAUGCCACAUAUCAGUGAUCAUCAGUGCCACCAAUCAGUGCCAGUCAGUGCCGCCUAUCAGUGCUGCCUAUCAGUGCCCGUCAGUGCUGCCUAAUAGUUCUAAUCAGUGCCGCCUAACAAUUCCAAUCAGUGCUGCCUAUCAGUGCCAUUCAGUG
Messenger RNA from Staurois parvus, 312 nucleotides. The record is from the annotation of a GenBank genome assembly. NCBI's taxonomy places the organism in Eukaryota, Metazoa, Chordata, Amphibia, Anura, Ranidae.